Molecule: messenger RNA, 7297 nt
Organism: Drosophila subobscura
Lineage: Eukaryota; Metazoa; Arthropoda; Insecta; Diptera; Drosophilidae
Gene: Efa6
Product: PH and SEC7 domain-containing protein
Exons: 14
Coding region: 763-5775 (1670 amino acids)
Biological process (GO): regulation of ARF protein signal transduction
Molecular function (GO): phospholipid binding; protein binding; guanyl-nucleotide exchange factor activity
Source: RefSeq, a predicted model, not a curated record
CUGAUAAUUCCGCGGUCACACUGUCACACGCUAAAAACAACUUCGCGGAUCGCCGUCCGAAUUUAAUUGGGAAAUAAAUGAAUUAAUCACCAUUAAUGAUGGUAAUGCAGAAAAACGGAAAUGUUACUAAUAACAGCCACACGCAAACGGGCUAGAAUGUGCGGUUGAACCACUGUGAUCCGUGGCAGCGACACGCAGCACUGCGGCGGCGGCGAAAAGUCUAACAGAAAAAGAAGAGAAAACCGAAGAAAAAGAAAAAAUUAAACAAGUUUUCGUGAUGCGGUGGCCGUUGGAAAUUUGCGUUUAAAGGAGCUAGCUACAGCUGCGCCCAGCCCAGCCGCAAGCAAAAGUGCAAUCAAACAAUAUAACAAAAAUGAUAAACAAAAUCCGCCAAGGAGUCGAUUUUAAAGCUGUAAUUGUGUCGUGAAUGUGAGUGUAGUGAGAGUGAUGAGUGUGUGUGCGUGUUGUGAGUGCGUUUUGUGUCUGUGCUGUACUGUGUGUAAAUGAAGUGUUGAAGUGGUGGCAGAGGCAGCAGCGGCGGCAGUGUGUGUUGGCCAAGCCCAAAACGAACGAAAUUAAGCCAAAAGCAAAUUAAAUAUAUGUGAAAAAAAGUUAUAAACAUAAGUGUAAGCCAAGCAGCGUACCAGACACCCGCACCAACACACUGAAACAGCAGCAGGAGCAGCGACAUCCCAGCACACGCACAGGGAGCGGCAUCUUUUUUGGUGGCUGAAGGCGGAGACGGACGACAGACGGGGCGCAAUGACCGAGGAAUUGAAAGUGGUGCUGCGGCGCAGCGAACAGCAUUCCGGUUUCGGAUUUUCGCUGCUUGGAUCAACUGGACCGCCACAUGUCAUCUACGACAUUGUGGAGAAUUCGCCGGCAGCCGAUUGCGGAUCGGUUGAAGCCGGGGAUGUCAUCCUCAAAGUCAACGGAACUGAUGUCCAUCGCUAUACAACGAAGGAAGUUCUCAAAUGCCUGCGUCUGUCGGAACAGUUGGUGACCUUGGAACUGAAGCGAGAUCCCAAGCUUAAGGCACGCAUUAAAGAGCAGCUGGCCAACACACAGAGUCCACACUAUGUGGAUAUUGAAUCUCCCAACAUCUACGACUACAACAGCAGCCACAGCGCCAAUUCCUCGCCUAACCAUCGUCCGAACAACAGCAAGGGAUCUUCUCCAGCAGCCAGCGGACUGCGCUUCAAGUCGCCCACACACUUGCCAUCGCUGCGGCAGAACUCCUCGCCGCUGCUGGCGAGUGGAUCCACCACAACGACCACCCACACACACAGCCGCAACUCCUCGGCCAGCUCCACCAAGAUAAAAGUGGUGGAGACCACCGUUCAGACGACAUCAACCAUCACCACUAGUGCAGCACCAACAUCGCCAACGGGCUCGGACGCCACCUCGCCCACGCACCGACCCUCACGCAUUCCACAGGCGCGAAAGUGCCCAGCGCCCAAGCCCGUGCCCGUGCUGCAUUCGCCACAGAACAAGCGGCCACGAUCCUCCCAGAUCCCCACAAAGGCAUCGAACGGUAACGGCAACGGUAACGGUAACGGUAACGGAAGUGCACACAACUCCCAGCUGCCACCGCAAUCGUUGCAGCAUUCCAACAGCUACAGCGGCAGUCCCGUCGCCCGGCCGCGAAUCUCUACGGAGCGAGAGCCGGACACAGACAGGGAGCCAGAACCGAAUUCGGCGCCACCGCAGCCGGCGAAGGCGCCACGCUUUGAGGCUUACAUGAUGACGGGAGAUCUGAUCUUGAAUCUGUCCAGGACACCACAGACCAGCAAUCACCUAACGACCCAGGCCAAGAAAGUUGACAGUCUGCGGGAUUCGCCGAUUCGUCUGCCAAAUUCCCGGAUGAAUGGCGCCCUAGCGCCACGAGCAUCGGGUGAAUCAUCGCCCACAUCCUCUUCCUCGGUGGACUCGCCCACCAACACCAGCUCGGAUUCGGUGAAGCGUGAGGCGAAGCAGCAGCGCAAACAGCAGCCGCAGCAGCACCACCAGCAGCAGCAGCGGGACAGCAUCAACAACAGCUACAACCGCAAGGAUUCACUCACAAAUGACACGCUGUUGAUGUGCGAGGAGCUAGAGCGUGAUGAGGAGGGCGAAUAUGUCCUAGAGGAGGACAGCAAGCACCAGCGGCAACGUCAGCAGCAGCAGCGUUAUCGCCAGCAGCAGCAACAGCAACGAUACGAGUACUACCAGAACGAGGAUGAGCUGGACGAGGAGCAGGAACAGGAGGUUGAAGCUGAGGCGGAGGCGGAAGAGGAGCGCGAGGAGGAUCAGACCCACUACGACAUCACCAACAUAGAGACGUACCAGAGCGGGAUGGGACGCGGAGAUGAGGAUAACAGCGAUCGGCAGUGUCUGGUCGAGGACGACGAUGAUGAUGAUGAUGCCUACGACGAGGAGGAUAACGAUGCCGGCGACGAGGAUUACUCGACAAAUUCGCUGGGCUCCGGCUCUACGAAGCAGCGACUUCGUGCCCUCAAGCAGCGUGCCGCAACGCGACAGCAGCAGCUGCGCAAUCGAGAUGCUGUCGAUUGUGCUGCUCGUAUGCCCGGCUACUCUGCCUCGGGCUCCACCUCGUCCGCAACGGUAAAGAGCGAGGCGGGCGGCGGCAUGCCAAUGGGCGUUGGCCUGGGCGCAGCCAAUACCUCGCAGGACGAGACCUCCUUCUCAGUGCCAACAUCACCCAUUUCACUGUCGACGCCUCUGAUCGACAAGGAGACGGCCAAUUCGGUGCCCACCAGCCCGGAGCCGAGCUCUUUGGCCCCAGAGUCGAGUAGCGGGGCCGCUGGUGUCGUUGUUGUGCGACGCCAUCACAAUGGGCAUGUGGUGCGCAAAUGUGAUGCCGCCGGCUUCCGCACCAGCAAGUCCGAGGAUCAUCUGCAGCAGAUCCAGCGCGAGGGCAUUGCGGCUGUGAUACCCAUCGACAUUGAUGAGGAUGUGAAUAGUUCACUCAAUACGCUGCUGGACACGCGUCAGGACUCCGAGGACUCGCAGUCGACGGCCACCACUGUAUCGUCGGUGGCGACAAUUGUCCACAACUCGUCGGCGUUGAACAACAACGAGAACGAGAUUGAAAUCGAGAGUGAACCGCUGAAUAGCUGCAACAACAACAGUCCCACAACUACAGCAGCAAUAGGGAACAACAAUAGCAGCGAGAGCACCGAGAGCACCGAGGCCGAGAUCGAGAGCGAGUGCGAAAGCAGUGGGGCAACAGCAACUAUAACGAUAGAAACGACUGCAGCGAGAACUAACAAGAAGAUGAUCAGAGGCGGCAACUGCAGCAACAAAUUAAACUAUAUCCUAUGCAAAAAGGCAUCGGAUCGAGAUCGGAUUGUGUGGACCUAUAAUGCACCACUGCAGCCACAUCAGUUGCAGCAGAUCCAACAGCAGCAGGCGCAGCAACAGCUCCAGCAACAGCAGCAGCAACAAUUACUAUUGCAACAACAGCAGCAACAUCAUCAGCAGCAGCAACAUCAUCAGCAGCAACAACAGCAACAACAGCAGCAACUCUACGGUCAGCAAUCGCAUUCAAAUUCACAUUCAAGUUCCAUUAGUUCGUCGCCGCAGCAUUCGGCUGCAGGCAGUCCGGCCUCCCCCACAUCGGUGUCCUCGUCGGUGAUGUCCUCAUCGGGCUCGAAGGGUGCCCUAGGUGGCAAUGGUCAGGCAGUGGACCAGCAGCAGCAGCAGCGAGAAAACGGCGGACAAGCCUUCCUGCAGCCGCCCACUGGCAUGCCCGGUCUGCUAACCUGUCCAGGGGCUGGCAAUGGUGCUGGCGGCGGUGGUGGUGGUGUUAGUGGUUGUGGCAACGAUUUGAGCGUCUCAGAGGCCAUUUCGAAUAUAUCUAGUCCCGACUACCAAGACGACGAUAACUUAUUGAGUUCUCGCGAUAUUCUAGGCGGCAUGGUACUUAGCGAUCCCAGUGACUCGGACUCCACCAUACUCGUCUCGGAUGGGGCCGCCCUGCAGCGCCAGCAGCUCAAACAGCAGCUGCGUGCCCAGCAGCAGCAGACUCGGGACAGAGACAGAGAUCAGUCGGAGCACAAGGUGGUCAUCCAAGUGCGCGGCAUGGACAACAACGGCGGUGGCGGUGGCAGUGCGGCUCGGUCCGAUGACGAUGUGGUCACGCUGACGGAUGAGCAGCCGCAUGCAACGAUGUCGUCGGGUGCGGGGGCAGGGGCGCAGGGUAUGCGAGACGCGUCUCCACCCGUUUCCGAUGAUGGCAGCGAUGUGGAAUCGCUGCACUCCUACCAUUACUCGCCCAAGGCUGUGGACAUGCCCUCGGCCAUACGCCUGGCCAAAAGACUGUAUUCUCUCGAUGGUUUCAAAAAGAGCGACGUCUCCCGACAUCUCAGCAAGAACAACGACUUUAGCAGGGCGGUAGCCGAUGAGUAUCUAAAGCAUUUCACCUUUGAGAAAAAGUCGCUGGAUCAGUCACUGCGCGAGUUCCUGCAACAGUUCUCGCUGUCCGGCGAGACCCAGGAGCGAGAGCGGGUCCUAGUGCACUUCUCGAAGCGUUUUCUGGACUGCAAUCCGGGUACCUUCAACUCGCAGGAUGCGGUGCACACACUGACCUGUGCCAUAAUGCUGCUGAACACGGAUCUGCAUGGGCAGAAUAUGAAUCGCAAGAUGAGCUGUGCGGAAUUUGUGGACAAUCUGGCAGAUCUCAACGAUGGCGAGAACUUUCCCAAGGAUAUCCUCAAGUUAUUGUAUCAGGCCAUCAAAACGAAGCCGCUAGAAUGGGCUCUAGAUGACGAUGCGGGUGAUCUGCAACAGCGCACUGGCAACAAUGCACUGGGAAAUGUUGGCCAAAAUCCCUUCCUGGAUGCACCCGAACUGGCCACCGCUGUGGAGUACAAGAAGGGCUAUGUGAUGCGAAAAUGCUGCUACGAUAGCAGCUACAAAAAGACUCCCUUUGGCAAACGCUCCUGGAAGAUGUUCUACUGCACGCUGCGUGAUCUUGUACUGUAUUUGCAUAAGGAUGAGCAUGGUUUUCGCAAGAGUCAAAUGUCCGACAAUCUGCACAAUGCAAUACGCAUACAUCACGCCCUAGCCACCAAGGCCAAUGAUUACACCAAGAAGCAACAUGUGUUCCGUCUGCAGACGUCCGAUCAGGCCGAGUAUCUCUUCCAGACAAGCGACUCCAAGGAGCUCCACUCGUGGGUCGAGACGAUCAACUAUGUGUGCGCGGCCAUUUCGGCGCCACCACUCGAGGGCGGUGUGGGCAGCCAGAAGCGAUUCCAGCGUCCACUCUUGCCCAGCAAGCAGACCAAACUAAUGGUGAAGGAGCAGUUGGAGUCGCAUGAGGUGCAGCUGGCGCAGCUAGAGCAAGAGCUAAAUGAGCACAAGAAGGGCCCGAUUCCCAGCAAAGGCUUGCCACUGCAAAACUACAAGGAAAAGGAGAGCUAUUUGCAAUAUGAACUGCGCCGCUACCGCACCUAUGUGAGCAUACUCAGCGCCAAAAUGCUGGCCGAUCAGCAGCAAUUGGAGCUGCAGGCGCAGCAGCCGACGCAGGCAAUCCUUGACGAAGAAGCUGACACAUUCCCUGUGGGCACCAGCUGCACGCCCACCACGCCGCCAAGUAUUAACAUUCAGGAGCAACAGCAGAAGGAGCAGCGACAGCAACAGUCAUCGAACAGCAGAUAUCCCCGGUUCUCAGUGCCUUCCAAUUUGCUUUGGAAUCGGCUGUUCUGGGACUGUGUUUGCUGCGGUGUUUUCUUAUGUUGCUGGCGGGACUGCACUGUACUCACAUUUCUUUAAUUUUUUUCUGUGUCUGUAAAUAUAUAAUGUAUAUUUCGUGUUGUGCGUUUAUUUCCAUUCGCUUUUGAGUUUUUACUUUGCCUUUCAUUGUGGUCCCAUCAUUUGUACCAUCUUUGAUCAUCCCUGAGACCAUCUGUGUGUGCCCUGUACAAGCUUUAAUUUUGAAUAGUUUUUAACUAUAACAAUAAUACAGAAUUCAGACUUGAGCGUUGCGUUUAGGCAAUUAAAACCAUGUGAACAUAAACAUAAUCCCCUAAUAUAAUUAGUUGUUAUGUGGAUUUAUUUUGAGAGCAACAACCCCACAACCCAUAUACCACAAAUGCUGUGAAAAUUCGAAAGAUUCAUCAAAAAGAUAUCCCGAUUGAAACCGAUGCCGAAAUUCGAAAGUCAAGAUGCGCAUAGUUAACUAUAGAGAAAUAAUGUUUUUUUGGUAGCACUCGUAGCUAUAAACCCCGAACUUUUGGCGUUAUACAUGCAAACUAUAUAGAAAAUAUACAUAGAUUUAGAAAAGAAAAGAAAUGAAGAAAAAUAUAUUUAAACAACAAAACACAAAUGUGGUUCAUUAGUAGCAGACGUUUAUGCGUUUAUGCCUAAGCUAAAAGCAUACGAAAUAUACAACAUACAUACACUUACCAUAGAUGAUGAGAUUACCGAAAUAUUACAAGAAUUUUACAAGCAAUUUGCACACCACAUCAAGCAGAUAGAGAUACAAUUUUAAGUAGAACGAAACCAAUCAAAGCUUGUAUGAUAAGAGAAUCCCCGGAAUCACUACACACACACCACACACACACACACUUUACACGCUGGUUAUCCUGGAAGAAUGAUUAAUUGAUUGUAGACCCACAUUUAUACACCCACAACACAACACAACACAAACACUGAUGUACCAUAACAUGAGAGUCAUGCUAACCGAACCGAACAUUUUAUGGACUCCUAAAAAGAAAUACGUUACUCGUUACCAUCCGUUGUUACCCCCGCCCGCUCAACUCGUUACGUUCCGUUCAAUUAAUGCCAGUUUAAACAAACACAAAAAAACAGAACCCAAAUGGAAGAAUUCUUCAAUCUUACAGAUGGCUCGAUGUCUUCUGCUGCUGUAGCGUGCUCUGGCGGCAUUUCUACCAUUCCAAAAGCCUUUAAACGAGUAGUUGCCUCUUGCCUGGAGGCUAGCGAUCCGCGGACAGCAGUCCAACGAAGGUGCUUCUCUCUGUAAAUGCCCCGAUCUGUACUCCUCCUACUAGCUACCGCCCGUCUUGAAUGUGAGCAAGCUAUAGGCUACAAAUAUCUCAAUGUUUUAUUGCUUACUCGUCAGUGUCUAGCUUGGCUCCACAUCUGUAUAUCGAACAUUUCAGAACAUUCUUUCUUUGUUGAUUGUUAACUUUGGUUUUCAUUCUACACUUGCAGAAAGGAGAAGAAAUUCGCUUAAUUAAUUUUUGUUUCGCUCUUGAUUUCGAUCAUUUCAACACCGCAAACACACAAAAAAAAAACACCACACACAUCCGUAUCCGCCUCUAGUUGGCAGUUG